AUGCNNGGGCAUGAGCGAAGCACUUGCGCAGGUGGCUUACAAGUCAGUGUUGACUUUUCCCAGGCUUUUGAUCGAGCGGACAGAAAGCUCCUGGUGCAAGCAUUGGCUUUUCUUGAGGUUCCGGAUGACCUAGUGGACAUUAUCCUGCGGUGGGUGCAGAACACUCAUUUUCACAUCGAAAAGGCCGGGCAUUGCGUCAGCUAUCACUCCGGUUCAGGGAUCAGACAAGGAUGCAAGUUAUCACCGACGUUGUGGUGUUGCCUGUCAGUCUUUGUUCUACAUAAGCUUGAUCAGUGCUUUGACGCGGCAUGGUGCAUCGAACAUUUGCUGGGGUUCGCGGAUGAUGUCCACAUGCGCUGGGAGUUUCAGAACUGUGAGGGCUUACAUCAAGCUCGGCGAGAGGCGGGCGUGGCUCUGAGCUUGCUGGAGGACCUUGGGUUUGAUCUUAGUCGUGAUAAAACUGUAUGCCUUCUCAAGGCGGAGGGAACGAAGGUCCCUCAUCUGAUGCGCAAGAUCGUGCGCAAACAGACCAAACCGCCAGGCAAGCAGCUCAUCAUUGACUCCACGUGGACCUUGCCCCUAAAGCCUCAUCAUGUGUACCUGGGUGCAAUGAUAUCAUAUGGGUCUUUUGAGGUGCAAAAUGCACAGCAUCGCCGACAUGCUGGCCAGGCCGCUUUUGCUCGGCUGCGUCCCACUUUGAUGUCACAUCGAGCUCUCCCCCUGCAAAGGCGUCUACAUUUGUGGAAAACUAUUGUGGUGCCAUCGACUCUGUACUCGUUGGCGGCAUCGGGCUACACUCGCAAAUCGUUUGACCUGAUCAGGGUGAUGUUCGUUCAUGAACACAUGGUCGAGAAAUCCGCGACACUUUGCCAAAUCCUCGGGGAUGAUGAUGUCAGAGUCUCCAAAACCAUACUUGAUCGAGAGUCGCUCCUUCUCACACAGGUGCGCGAACUGGAAGCGCCGGAGGGGGCCGGUUCAGGUGAUCGGCUUACAUGCGAAUUUUGCAAUGCGCAGUUUGACAACGAUGCAGCCCUUCGACAACACAAGGCCAGGCUACACAGUGCAGAGCGCAUGCAAGCGGCGCCCACCCUCUUCGACAGGCAACUUCAUGGUACAGACGGCAUGCCCACCUGCAGUGGCUGUGGCCACGUCUUUAUGCGCUGGACCGAAUUGCAGAAGCACAUUGAAGAGAAUCACUGCCAGGGUCGUCGUGUGCCGGCUACUACGGAGCCGGAGGCCAAGCCAUCCAUCCUUCAGUUGACACAGGACGGAAAGCUAUCACUACAGACCAUUGAGCUGACGCUUAUCACCGAUUCACUCAGGCAGGAGGUUCUCUACCAUUGUGCUCUGUGUAGGCAGUGGAUUCCCAAAACAGGCAGUGUCAAGAGACAUUGGACGCGUGUUCACAAGGAAGAGUCUGCACAGCACCAAGCUCGAACCAUGCAAUGGAGGCGUCUGGCCUUUGACCACAUCAAGCCCAAACACACCAUCGUGACACAUGCCCGGUGCUCUUUCAACUCAGUAUGA
This is a messenger RNA of Symbiodinium sp. CCMP2456, 1527 nucleotides long. The record is from the annotation of a GenBank genome assembly. Lineage: Eukaryota; Dinophyceae; Suessiales; Symbiodiniaceae.